UCUCCAAGCCUCGCUGUAACACGAAAUUUCAUUGGUCGAUCGAUUUGACAGUACUAGCACACAUGUGCAUGAAUUAUCAAGAUUCGUGUCAACCUAGAGUAAACAGAACGGAGGUAGUGGGCGAAAACUUUGCAUGAAUUACGGUUUGUUGUUAAUUGUGAUUGAGUAUUAGCAUGCGUAUCCAAACCUACUACCUCCAUGCAUGUAGAAAAGGCAUAACAGUCACCGCUACUGAUCCGGAUUUAAUGGAAAACCCCUCGAUUAUCAAGACACAGUUUUAUGGUGUUUGCAGACGAAGCUGACAUUUAGACCGACUUGUGUACAGAAAUAACACUAUUGUGCUAUCCUUACUGCCUGCAGGACUAGUAUCUACCAUAGCUAUGUAUUGUAUGACGACAGGCAUUACUGAUCGUUGAAAAGUUUGAUGAUUUUUCAUCUUUUUCGUCCUUCUGGAUCGGAAUUUAUACGGGUGUUAUAACGGGACCCGGAGUGAUGAUUUACCGUUACCGUCAAUCAACUGUGACAUGCUUGGUUUGAGUUUCAUUUUCACCAACGAAUUAAAAUAAUAUUUGCGAUCAAGAUUAAUUUUGAUCGGCCAUCUUUAUAGAUCUUUUUGGUAAAUACUUAAGCAGACAGUGGUAUACUAAUAUGUUCAUUCAAUGUUAUGGGGAUUGGCAUUUUCAGUAUCAAUUACAUAAGUUGACUGGUCAUGUCAUUCAGGUUAAUAACAUCAACAAUGAAUGAACAGAUAAAACCAAGCAUGUGAUUUAAAGUUUAACUUUUCAAGAUUCAAAACUUUGAACUGUGAUAGCUUUUCAAAACUUUUGUGUGACGGAUUUUGAAAAAAAAAAAAACAUUAAAAAUCGUCAUGGAGGCUGCUAUGGUAGGUUUUGAUUCUCAUGGCAAUGGAGGUCCACCUAGUUAUAAUGUCAUACACAGUUCACAACGACCACUUUUGUCAAAAAACAAUCAUGAUUGUGUUCAAAAUUCCAGGUCCUUUCCAAAGCCUUCCGAUGAUGACGACGGUAUGGGUCCACAAGGACACGGCAGUGAUUAUGAGUGCUGUGAACGAGUGGUGAUAAACGUCAGUGGUCUCCGGUUCGAAACUCAACUGAAAACACUCAACCAGUUUCCAGAGACACUAUUAGGUAACCCACAAAAACGAAAUCGUUACUAUGAUCCGCUUCGAAAUGAGUACUUUUUCGACAGGAAUCGGCCUUGUUUCGAUGCUAUUCUCUACUACUACCAAAGUGGGGGCAGACUCCGAAGGCCUGUCAAUGUUCCUUUGGAUGUCUUUUCGGAGGAAAUGAAAUUUUAUGAACUUGGUGAUAAUGCAAUUGAAAAAUUCAGGGAAGAUGAAGGAUUUAUUAAGGAGGAAGAGAGACCUUUACCUCAGAAUGAAUUCCAAAGACGGGUAUGGCUUCUAUUUGAGUACCCAGAAAGCUCAACCGCAGCCCGAUUGAUAGCAAUCUUUUCAGUGCUAGUGAUCCUUUUAUCGAUUGUGAUCUUUUGCUUAGAAACAUUACCAGAAUUCAAACAUUACAGGUUAGUUAACCAAACAGCAGGAUCAAAUACCUCAGAAAAGAUAGAGGAAGAUGAUAUUCCCAAGUUCAAUGAGCCAUUUUUCAUCAUAGAAACAUGCUGUAUUAUAUGGUUUACGUUUGAAUUGCUUGUACGUUAUGCUUCCUGUCCCAACAAGCUGUGUUUCUUCAAAAAUAUUAUGAAUUUCAUUGAUAUCGUGGCAAUCAUUCCAUACUUUAUUACGCUUGGUACCGUGAUCGCAGACGAGAGCAAAAGCAAUAACCAGGCAAUGUCGUUAGCCAUAUUGAGGGUCAUAAGGUUAGUUAGGGUUUUCAGAAUAUUUAAAUUAUCAAGGCAUUCUAAAGGUCUUCAAAUCUUGGGACAGACAUUAAAGGCCAGUAUGAGAGAACUUGGACUGCUCAUUUUCUUCCUUUUUAUUGGUGUUAUUUUGUUCUCAAGUGCGGUAUACUUCGCUGAAGCUGAUGCAGAACAUACUCAUUUUCGAAGUAUACCAGACGCAUUCUGGUGGGCUGUUGUCACUAUGACGACAGUUGGAUAUGGUGACAUGCGGCCUAUCGGAGUGUGGGGUAAGCUUGUGGGUUCAUUGUGUGCCAUUGCCGGUGUGUUGACCAUUGCAUUGCCAGUGCCUGUUAUUGUGUCCAACUUUAAUUACUUUUAUCACAGAGAGACAGAAGGAGAUGAUAAGUCCUCGUACCAUCAUGUACAAUCCUGUCCAAACUUUUCAAACAGCAAGAAGAAUUCACUGGCUUCUAAUUAUAGUGGCUCGGACAAUAUGAUGGAAAUGGAAGAAGGUAGUAGCUUCAACCUUAGCAACGACCGAACGAAAGAAAACCAUACCAGUAAAGUGAACAAUCCUUCCAGCAUAAACAACCUGAGUAUUGAAACAGACGUUUGACUAAGGUCUAUAGUUUUCGGACAUUGUGAUGAAAGGGAACCAUCAAAUGAAUGCAUGGUGAACAUUGGGGUGUGAACAGAAUAUAUAUUUAGUAUAUAUAUAUGGUCUCCCUCCUAAUAUCACUGAGUAUUAGCGAAACAUGAUGUAACAUUCUGCUUUAAAAACAAGUAUCUACAGAGUGAUUGGACGUCUGGACAUGAGACAUUAGAAAGAGAAACAACAAAGAACUAAUCAUUGUAUGUGUUAUUCAGUCAUUGGAUCAGAUAACAAUUCCAUGCAAAAGACUGGAUCAAUUGAAGGCAAAGAACUUGAAAACCAUCACCAAAAAAACUAUAAAAAACGGUGUGAAUUCUAAAAAUAAUCUGAAUCCAAAUCACGUGAUAUUUCUGUUUGUGAUGUUGACAUUUGACCAAAGUGUAUUCGUUCCAAUCGGUACCCUUUACGAUAAUGUGUGUUUUUACGGAGGUCUGACAGAUUCUCAUAUGGACAUACAGAUGUGAGAAUGUUGUCAUGGAGACGCUUUACUGUGAACGUUACGUUGUUGAACUGGUCAUCAUUUGACUUGCGAUACACCAUGAACAAAUAACCAAACUGUUACCAUUCCUAUACCCCUCCCUCCCUCCGUUCCAGAGUGGAGAUUGAUGUACAUGACAAUUGCACUACCGAGGGAAACAAACCCUGUCUCCUAACCUGGAGGUUACUGCAUAUGUAUAAAUAUACCUAUGUGGAAAAAAACUCGCAACACCAUUAACGAUUGCAAAUGGCCUCCUAAGGAGACACAUCCGAAUCAUAGGUGGAACAAUAUAUGUAUGUGCUCUGCAAGCCUGCAACCGAGAUACAGUGAUUUUUUUGUUAUUAUAUUCUCCAACGUGAUAUUAAUUAGUUCUCAUUACUCAUCAUCAUUUCCAUGUGGAGAUCCCAGUCUGCGAUCAGAACAACUGUUCUUUUAUUUGAACACUUGCCAACCAUCUUUCCCGUGUGAUAUAAAUAUAUCUGAUACCGUAAUGACUCCAAGUAAAAUGUGAAUGUCGCGAUUUCAUUGUUUACAUUUUGAAAGAUGCUGUAUCAUUUCGGAUUAUAGUUAUAUGGAUUAAUUGAAACCACAAAUUAGAUUCAAUACUGAGGAAAUGUGCUGAGGUUGAGACAUCAUCUUUCCAAAACGGGAUAUUAAUCAAGAAUCGAGUGUUUUGACAUGUUGAAAUAUACUUGUCAUAAGAAAAACAGAUUCACGUUUGGAUUUAUAUACUAGUCUAAACAGAGAAAACUGAGUGCUGAAGAAUCGUGCUUCCCAAUCGAAGAGCUUAUGAAAAUGUAAUAUAUAUUACAUUAAUAUAUAUCAAUUAUUUGUAAAUAGAUGUUAAACUGCAAGAACAGUCAAUUGAUUCCAUACUUUUAUGAAUAUUGGGGGGGAAACACCAAAAACAGUUGUACCAUAUAUAUAUAUAUAUAUACUAGCAUCUUGUUGCACUUGUAAGGAUAGUGGAAAUUGAUGCACUAUAUUGAAUCUAUGCAGUUUUUUUUUCUUAAUUUUGGUAUCUUUAUGCAUUAUUGAUAAUCGUGUGUCUGAAUUACAGGCAAAAUAUGUUUCAAGACUUUUUUCCCACAUUUUUUUUCUUCAAAGAAUCAGUCAGUUUGUUAGUGGAUCAUCAGUAUAUCUCAAAUACAAAGUUAAAAAUUCCCAUUUGCUGCAAAGGUUCUUUAAGACAGAACACGGAAGUACAGAGAACGAACAACAAUGAAGUGAUGGCAACAAGAUCUUCGCACCUACAAAUCAACGGCUUCGUCUCUCCAUCAAUGGGUUUGGCUGGAUGGAAGCAUGUGAGGGUCUUACUGUGCAAGGAAACUGGAAUAACCGGGGAAAACCCGCAGAGUCCGAUGGAUAAACCCCAUACCUUUCUACAUCCAACUGGAGAAUCGAAUCCU
Molecule: messenger RNA, 4360 nt
Organism: Pecten maximus
Lineage: Eukaryota; Metazoa; Mollusca; Bivalvia; Pectinida; Pectinidae
Product: potassium voltage-gated channel subfamily A member 1-like
Exons: 2
Coding region: 869-2437 (522 amino acids)
Biological process (GO): potassium ion transmembrane transport; protein homooligomerization
Cellular component (GO): membrane; voltage-gated potassium channel complex
Molecular function (GO): protein binding; delayed rectifier potassium channel activity
Source: RefSeq, a predicted model, not a curated record